Paramuricea clavata is the source of this 1569-nucleotide messenger RNA. The record is from the annotation of a GenBank genome assembly. NCBI's taxonomy places the organism in Eukaryota, Metazoa, Cnidaria, Anthozoa, Malacalcyonacea, Plexauridae.
AUGGAAGUCUUUCAAAAGAAAUUUGUCGAGGAAGCAGCUUUGCUUGGAAAAGGGUUUACGAUGUCGGUAGAAGAGCAACAUGAACGGAAGUUUAAGCUUGUUGUGAAUGGCCAAGUUGCCGAUUUAGUGGCAAAAGCUCCAUCAGUAAAUUUUAUACUACACAAUGGGAAGUUCGGUUGUUGCUCAUGUCUCCAUCCUGGAGAAAGAAUGCCUGGCCGUGGUACCAAGCGUGUUUAUCCGUACUCGCCCAACACCUUUCCACGUCGUACUCAUAAUGACACCUUACUUCACGCACAAUUAGCUAAUGAUACCCGAGAAACCAUUUUUGGAGUAAAGGGUCUUUCAAUAGUGCAUACAAUUUUAAACAUCCCAGAUAUGUUGCUGUUUGAUUAUAUGCACCAAGUUCUUGAAGGCGAAUUCACAAGACGCAUGACCAAAUGGCUUGCUGGAUCAUGCGGAAGUGGCGUCAAUCUAAAGCCGUCCGUAGUAAGUUUGAGUCAGAAUCUCAAGGCCAUUGGUUUACCUCACGAUUUCAACCGAAAGUUGAGGCCUCUCGAGGAGUUCAAAAGAUGGAAAGCCAGCGAAAAGCAGACCUUCUUUCUCCAUGCAAGUCUACCUCUUCUAAAAGGCAUUCUACCACCAGAAAUUUUUUACCACCAUUGCCUGUUAGUUACUGGUGUGCGGCUGUUGUGUGAGUAUGACAUCACAGAUGACCAAGUCACCAUAGCUAAGGCCAUGCUUCUCAGCUACACCAGGAUGUUGCCAGAUUUGUAUUGUCUUUUUGAAGCAACUUUCAACUCCCACGCUUUGACACACCUAGCAGAACAAGUUAGAGGACAUGGCCCUUUAAUUCUCCAUUCUGCGUUUAUUUUUGAAUCAAUGCUUGCCCACCUUAAGAGGUUGUUUCAUGGUACUCGCGGUAUUCCGGACCAGAUAUGUAAGAAGUUGGCCGUUGCACAACAUGCAGAACAUAGUGUAUCUAAAGCUCUGGAAGGUAACGCCAACACCAAAGAGUUUGCUGACAAGCUGUUGAAUUCUAACCGUUUAACAGAUAUGAUCAAACUUUCAGAUAAUGUAUCUUUCUUCGGGCCCCUUCAACCUCUAUCUGUUCCAGUAGACGAAAUUCAAGACUUUCCACUCGAGGCAGAAAACAUGGCUAUUGCACAGCGAAUGACCAAACAUGGAGAGGUUUAUCACAGCACAAGUUAUGCCCGGCGAAAGAACGCUGUGAGUUUUCUCGUUAAGAUCAAAGAAGAUAAUGAGGAAUAUUUUGGUAAAGUUAACUUUUUUGUCAAACAAAGGAACACUGGCUUUGCAGUGGUUGAAGUGUAUCGUAGUUUGCAAUAUAAUAUCUGCCAGAAUGGUUUGCCCGAGGCAAAUGAUCCCAUCUUAAAAGAGUUUUGUUCGUCUGGCUAUCUUGGGUGCCAUUUUGUAGCCGUUGAGAAGACAACCCAGCUGAAAUUCAUCAAUUGCUCUUGGAUUGUGUCGAAGAUUGUUCUUGUUAAGUCUAAAGAAGAUAAUGUCCAUGGAUUUGUGUCUUCUGUUCUUAAAUGUUAUCAGCACGACUGA